AUGUCGGUUGCUGCCUGGCUCGACCAUGUCGAUAAAUGUCUGCGUCUUUCACCUCGUGACACGUCAGGGUCGUUGCCAUAUCUGUUUGUACUUAACAUUCAGGAUCCCAUAGUAUCUUCUCUUCAAAAUGAUAUUCUAGAUUCUUCAAUCAAUAUUCGAAAUGUAGUUGAUGAAAAGGGUCUAAAUAAUGGUGACUGGUCGUCGUUUGAUGAAUUAUGUAUCACAUAUCUAGGUUUCGCUCGUGAUGUGGACCCUACAAACCCGCGUGAAUCAUACUUUGCGCUCAUCAAGUAUGUCACUGCACUUCAAGUGGCAUUUACCAAUAACCGCGGCGCCAUUCUUCAAGGCGUUGUUAAAGCAUCACUUAGUACUGUACUUACAAUGGGUCGUCAGCUCGACGCCAAUGAUACCCUCCAGCGCACGUCAUAUCUAUCGACGUUGCUGCUCAAAAUGUUCAACAACAUUCGUGCGGAAAAGUCGCUUGAAAACUCUCAGCAGCUUUCUAAGAAAAGUGUCAUUCUAUUUGUCGCUAAUAUUCUGUGUCGGUCAUAUUACAUGCUUCAUACAGAAUCCUCCUGCGCAAAUGUUUUUUCUAAUAUUCACACAGCCAAUCUUAAGUUUUCGAGUUACGCGCGCGCUGAACAAGUUGAAUACCGUUAUAUUCUUGGUCGGUUUUACUUGGCCAAAGAGCAACUGACGCGUGCAUAUGACCAUCUAUCGUGGGCAUUCCGUAAGUGUUUGCCACGAACACCGCAGCAGCGUCUGAUUUUAAAAUACCUUGUUCCUGCAGCCAUGUUACUUGGACGGCUGCCCACCAAUACGCUGCUAAGUCAAUUUAAUUUGCAGACUCAGUAUGGACCUUUAGCAGCCGCUCUUAAAGCUGGAAACUACGCGCGGUUUAUGGAAUACCUAUUGAAUGGCCCAUGUAGCGAGUGGUAUGUGCGUGCGCGUAUCCAGUUUCUGUUCCGCAAUCGCACACCCAUAGUUCUAUUACGGCAAAUUGUAUAUCGUACAUGGGUGAUUUUAAACCGGCCAAACGUACUCAAGUUUGAUCAGAUCCAGGCCGCACUAAGAGUUGCAAUGGCUGGAUCAAGUGAGUCCUUUGGAUGGUAUUCAGCCGAACAAGACGCAAGUGGGGAAAUCACCGAAAAUGUACUGAUUACUCUAGUUAGCCAGAGAUUUGUGAUGGGACAUGUGUAUUCUCGGCGAGCACUGAUCAAACUUAAAGAUAAAGGACCGUUCCCAGCAAUGGCCCGGGUGCAUAAUCUGGAUUCGCGUACGGGUAAAGCUUCGACGGACCGAUGGCUCGAGACGUGA
Messenger RNA from Magnusiomyces paraingens, 1317 nucleotides. RefSeq lists its product as uncharacterized. The record is from RefSeq and is a predicted model, not a curated record. NCBI's taxonomy places the organism in Eukaryota, Fungi, Ascomycota, Dipodascomycetes, Dipodascales, Dipodascaceae. Gene Ontology annotation, molecular function: RNA binding; double-stranded DNA binding. Gene Ontology annotation, cellular component: transcription export complex 2. The coding region runs from base 1 to 1317 and encodes 438 amino acids. The transcript is spliced from 2 exons. Gene Ontology annotation, biological process: transcription elongation by RNA polymerase II; post-transcriptional tethering of RNA polymerase II gene DNA at nuclear periphery; poly(A)+ mRNA export from nucleus.